AUGGGUAGCAGCGAAGGACAGACAUACUGCCUACGAUGGAACAACCACAAGUCGAACUUGGUCGAGAUCCUGGACGCACUGAUCAAGAUGGAGUGCUAUGUCGACUGCACGAUCUACGUCGACGAGCAGGUCCAGUUCAAGGCACACCGGGUUGUGCUGGCGGCCAACUCACCCUACUUCCAGUCGAUCCUGCAGGACGUGCCGAUGGACCACUGCACCAUCCUGUUUCCGGGAGUGCAGGAGUUUGAGAUGCGCGCCCUUCUCGAGUACAUGUACACCGGUGAGGUGAACGUGACACAGGCGCAGAUACCGCGCAUCAUGAAGAUCGCCGAGCAGCUCGAGGUAAAGGGCCUGUACGACAUGGCAGAUCUGAAGGGUCGCUUCGAGGUGGACCAUCCGAUGGGGGAGCGUGGCGAGUCAGGAGCGACUCUAUUGGCGAGCAACAACAACUAUAGUACCAAGGGAGAUCAUGCUGGCGGUGGACCAGCGACUGCUUCGUCCUCCUCGUCAGCAGCUUAUUCACAUGUCCCUCCGACUAGCAGUAACAGUGCCGGCUAUUAUCCGCACCAUCCACACCAUCAGCAGCAGCAGCAGCAGCACCAGUCAUCGCCUGUCAUCUCCACAUCGACCAACAUCUCGAUCGCCCAAAGCAGCAGCUCAUCUCCGCCAUACUCGUACAAGUCGCCCUACUCGAGCCUCUACUCACGCAGCCCUGGCACGGUGGAUCGAGACCGCGAGCGAGAAGAACGUAGCCGUGACCGCUCGUCGUCCUUCUCACAUCCGGCAACCUCACCACAUCGCCAUCCGUCCACGUCCACCUCUUCGGCAUCGUCCGUAUCGGCUCAGAUCGCAAUGCAAGCUCAGGCAGGAUCGCACCCCGCAUCAUCCCACCAGUCCGUGGGUGGUUCAUCCAGUGCCACUUCGAUCUCGGUGCAACCUUCAACGACGGCUGCGGCGGCUGCGGCACUGGCUGCGGGCUGGCCCGGACUUGGACAGACUCAGCUGCACAGCAUGCUCAGCUCGGCCUACGAUUCCAGCACCGAUAUGAAUCCGCUCAAGCGCAAGAAGCUCCAGUCGAUGUCUAGCAUGCUGCGCGACACUCCGAUCCUUCGCAACGUACUGGCUCAGGCGAACCCGGCUGAUUCCUCGCAACCUGGAGGCGUUGGCGUUGUUCCAGCUGGAACGGCUGCUGGCUCCGUAGCAACGAUACAGACGAUCCAGAAGACAUCCGACCCCGAUCGUCCCAGCAGUCAUCACUCCAAUGGCAGUGGAUAUAAGUCAAUCAAGGAACCCUCGCAUUCACCCUACGCCGACAAGUCGUACGAUGACGACCUGCUGGAUUCGCCGCACAACUUCGGUGGAGACGCACGGCUCGCCUCGUACGUGCCUCAUCAGCAGCAGAAGCCAGAAUGGAAGCGCUACAAGCAGUACACCCGAACGGAUAUCCUGAACGCGAUCGACUGCGUGCGGAAGGGCAUGAGUGCGUUGCAGGCGUCGCGUAAGUUUGGUGUCCCAUCCCGUACCCUCUACGACAAGGUGAAGAAGCUGGGCAUCACGACCGGUCGUCCGAUCAACCGAUCGCUCAAAAGGUCUCCCAGUUCGGGUGGAAGUCCGGCCUCGUUUCCUUACGGGUUGAGUGGCACGAGUCAUAUGUUUGGACCAGGGGCUGGAGCUCCCGGAGGCGCCUCACAUUCCGGCGACCAUCACCAUCAGCAGCUGCCGUCACAGUCGCAGCAACAGGACGACGAAGCCAUGGCGCACCAUGAGGCUGGACGAAUGAUCAAACUGGAGCACGGAAGCCACCAUGGCCUACCGCCGACGAUCCCACACCCUGCCGCAGCGCUCCUCGAUCCGUCGUUCCUACAGCAGGCGUUAGAGGCACGUGGUGGCGACAUAGCGGGUCGUGAAGCGCUUCAUGCGAUGGCCUUCGCUGCGGCAGCUCAUGCGGCCGUCAAUGGAAUGAGCACGUCCCCGGGAACUCACGGAACGGCUCGCUCCCCUAGCCCGAACGUGCUGAUGAAGUACAUGCGGUCCGUGUCCAUGAGCUCCCCCGAGGACGAUCGCCAUCAUCCGGCCCAACACCAACACCCUCAGCAGCAUCGUGAUCGAGCGAUGGCCGAGGGACAACCCCCGGUCGAUGGUCGGCAUCACAACGGAUCGGAAACGGCGGCGGCAGCGACGGCAGGGUACGUCAGACGACAGGAACGUCCGAUGGAGCAGGACUCGAUCGACGACGCAGGAAGUGACUGUGGUGGUAGGCCCAACAGUGUUGCUCCGGCAGAGGAAGGACAAGACGAUCACGUCGAGGAUCUCUCGAUGGGCACGAAGCGCGACUCGGAGGAUCGAGGUCCGUCCAUGUCGCCACCGCUUUCCCAUCGUGUCUCCCAGCGAUCACGAUCACCAUCUCCUCAGGCACACGCACCACCACCACCUCCACCACAGCCGCAGCAACAAGGUGUGAUAGUGCCAGCUCCGGGAAAACUGAAGGAGGACUACAACAUCUCAAUCAAACGAGAAAUCAUCGCUGACAGCAAUGCUCCGUCGGAGUCCUCGUAG
This is a messenger RNA of Anopheles coustani, 2556 nucleotides long. RefSeq names its product longitudinals lacking protein, isoforms A/B/D/L (gene rib). Gene Ontology annotation, biological process: regulation of transcription by RNA polymerase II. The record is from RefSeq and is a predicted model, not a curated record. Bases 1 to 2556 code for a protein of 851 amino acids. Lineage: Eukaryota; Metazoa; Arthropoda; Insecta; Diptera; Culicidae. Gene Ontology annotation, cellular component: nucleus. Gene Ontology annotation, molecular function: protein binding; DNA binding. The transcript has 2 exons.